AUGCUGGUGUUGAUGGAUCGCACUGGGUGCGCUGGAGCCGAUAUUUCUGUUGCUGACGAGUUUUCGGAUGAUAUUGAAGGUAGUGUUGACGUUUUUGUGAAUGCUGAUGUGCUGUUCAAUGAUGGAGUUGAUUUUGUUCGAGGUGGUGUCGGAGUUGCAAUCGUUGGCACAGGUGACGCUGUGGAUGAUAAAAGCUUAGUUCUCGUCUACCUGGAUGAUGAGGAUAAGUUUCUCAUCGCUCCAUCACUGAUCGGCAAAAAAGAUGCCAACAAUAAAUAUUGCAACAUGCACCUGAGCUAUUCGUCUGGUCAUUCGACACCUAGUAAACCCAAUAGAAAGAUAGCAUUUGCUUCAAGUUCCAACAAAAUCAAGAAAGGACCACAACGGCUAACUAUAGCUCAAGGAACCGAAACAACGGAAACUUGA
This is a messenger RNA of Helobdella robusta, 426 nucleotides long. RefSeq lists its product as hypothetical. Lineage: Eukaryota; Metazoa; Annelida; Clitellata; Rhynchobdellida; Glossiphoniidae. The record is from RefSeq and is a predicted model, not a curated record. The transcript is spliced from 2 exons. Bases 1 to 426 code for a protein of 141 amino acids.